ACGUGAGCGCCGAUUUUCAAUCAUUUUGUGACUGUGAUGUAAACUGCUGUCACAUUCAGUGGCUUCUCGAAUGUUUGAAACUCAUGUCUGGCAUAGAGUCACAAAAAUAGGCAUAUAGUUCCUUGAAAAUUCUGGAUUCUAAGGACACAUAGGACAUCAUGAAACUGACUGUAGAUCGAGCCCGGGACGUCCUGCUCGCCGGCGCGGGGAGCGCCCUUUUGGCUGGACUAGCCUCCGUCCUGGGCAUCUCCGGAUUCUUGGUGACCUUCGUCGCAGCCUGGGUCGCCUCCGUCAGCGUCAGCGUGAUUUCGUCAAGCCUCAGGGUCCCAGCGACUGGGAAGUCCGUCCUCGUCACGGGCUGCGACUCUGGCUUCGGGUUCGAGCUCGCCCUCCACCUCCAUCGACUGGGGUUCGACGUCUUUGCCGGGUGCCUACUGGCUGACCAAGGAGGCGAGGGCGCGCAACAGCUGAGAGGGGUGCGUUCAGACCGCCUGCACGUCAUCCAGCUGGACGUCACGAGCGGCGAGCAGCUGAACGAAGCCUUGCGCAGCGUGAGGAGUAUCUUGGCCGCCAAUGGGAACGCUCUCUGGGGCAUCGUGAACAAUGCGGGCAUCUCCGCCUUCGGGGACACGGAGUGGGUGCCCGUCGAAGUCUACAGGAGAAUCGCGGACGUCAACUUCUUCGGGCUGGUCUCGGCCACCAAGAGCUUCCUGCCCCUCGUGAGACGCGCCAAAGGUCGCGUAGUGAACGUGUCCAGCAUGCUGGGACGAAUGGUCUAUCCGAUGGGGUCGCCGUACAUCGCUACGAAGUACGCCGUUGAAGCUUUCAGCAAUUGCCUCAGGCUAGAAAUGCGUCGCUGGGGAGUUCACGUGUGCAUAAUAGAGCCUGGCAAUCUACUGGGAGUCACCCGGAUCUCGACGGAGGAAAACAUGAGGGACCAGGCGGAAAAGAUGUGGUCCUCGAUGAGCGAAGAGCUCAAGGAGGAGCUAGGAGGACGCAAGGUUUACGACUUGCAAGUCAGCACUGCGAUAGCCUUCGGUUUCCUAGGGAUGAAAGACGCUACCCUCGUGGUGGAGGCCAUGGCAGACGCCCUGACGCAGAAGUAUCCGAGGGCGCGAUACCUCCCGAUGGAGUUCUACAAUUGGGCGUCACAGAUCGUCUCCAACCACCUGCCGGAGUGCUUCUUCGACAACAUCUGCGCGCAGGUGAUGAGGUUUCUCGCCUGGUGGUACCGGAGUUCCUAGGGGGUUCAUGUAUGGAGGCGAGUUCGGAGAGAGGUUCAACUGCUCUGCGUCGAGAGGUCGUUACUGUGGAGGGGGGAGUCGGUGCGCUUCUCUCUCUCUCUCUCUCUCUCUCUCUCUCUCUCUCUCUCUCUAUUUAGGAAAGUGUAUUCGAUAAGCCAGAUUUCUCUGUCUCUUUAGUGAAGUGUGUCCGAUAAGCUAAAUCUCCCUCUCUCUCUCUCUCUCUCUCUCGUAGUAGCCAUCUUGCUUGGUGAGACGUACCCGCGUGAAGUCAGAUUAAUCAACAGAUAUCACAAGUUUAACAUACGACUAGAAUUUGAGAAAUAUCUAGAAGUGUUCGUGAACUAUCGGUGAUAAGAUUAGUGUAAAAAUAGUAGGAUAAAGCGUCUUCUAAGUUAGUUUAACAAGUGUAAUACUGAAAUCAGAACAAGAUGGCAGUAAGUUCCAACUGCGGGAAGAGGUGGCGUAAUUUAGCUUGCUUGGCGGAUUCGCAAUACGAUGAGGUAGCAGGAAGGGAACUGGCAUUUCUCAUCUAUGAAAUCAGCAACAGUCCUAACCAAAAAGAUACAAAAGCAUUCAUAGAUAUAUUAGAAGGAUAUAAUCCUUCAAACUGGAACAAAUCUAAUGAAAACAUCUUGAAAAUAAUUGAAGAAGUUCCAAAUAAAAUCCAAGUGGUCAAGAGACUCAUAAAGAAAAUAUACAUAAACCAACAUAUUCCGACAAAGAAAAUGAAUAAGGUGAAUCUUGUGAAUAUCCUAAUUGAUGCAUUAGGAAAAAGAAUGCCAAAAGCAUGCAAACUGUGUAAGGUUUGGUAUAGCAUAGUCAAUCCACAAAACCUAAUCAGAAAAUGUGCUGCAUGCAACAUUCCGACCCAUCCACAGUGUGCUGAGGUAAUGCAAGAUUUGAGAAAAGAUACAAGAAUUUUUUGUUCAACAUGUCUAUCAUGGAUAGACAAUGUUAUUAAAUCAAGAUUGAAUGUACAAAUAGUUGAGGAUGAAGAAGAAGAGGAAGAAGAAGAAGAAAAAGAAGAAGAGGAAAACGGAAGAGAAGUAAACAAAAAUGAAAUGACAGAAAAAAAUAAGGAAAACAAAGAACAAGAUAAAAGUAUGGAUGCAGAGAUACUCAUUGAUACUACAUAUGAGGCAAUAAAGCAGCAUACCUACGAAGAAAUAAAUUACGAUAUGACAACAGAAAAGCAAAUCCCGAAGAGGCUCUACCCAGAUCUACACAAUGACGGGAAAGAGGAAAAAAAUAGACAAGAAAGACAAAAUCUGCAACCUUUUGAAAAGAGGGAAUUGCAGAUUUGG
Molecule: messenger RNA, 2548 nt
Organism: Macrobrachium nipponense
Lineage: Eukaryota; Metazoa; Arthropoda; Malacostraca; Decapoda; Palaemonidae
Product: D-beta-hydroxybutyrate dehydrogenase, mitochondrial-like
Exons: 9
Coding region: 159-1244 (361 amino acids)
Biological process (GO): steroid metabolic process
Cellular component (GO): intracellular membrane-bounded organelle
Molecular function (GO): oxidoreductase activity
Source: RefSeq, a predicted model, not a curated record